CUGCCGGCUUUCAAAAUCCUCCUCCUCCGCCAUCAUCCGCUGCCGUGCGGGGAGCAGGUGGUGUCGGGGGCGCGAGCGGCGAGAACCGCCGGGAGAGCUGCCGGACAAGCGGGCUGGGCAUCGGGACUGCUGGACUCGGAGAGGCGACCCCGACCUGACCUGACCCGGACCCUAAAUCAGUUCCUCCCCCGCUAGGCGGACACGCGCGUUUCGGUUGCCCCACGCGGCAGCGCCGCCUGUUUACGUUUGCAGAUUUCCAGGGGAGCCCACCAACUUGGCCAACAUGGCCUCAGAAGACAUUGCCAAGCUGGCAGAGACGCUGGCCAAAACCCAGGUGGCCGGGGGACAGCUGAGUUUCAAGGGCAAGAGCCUCAAACUCAACACUGCGGAAGAUGCCAAAGACGUGAUUAAAGAGAUUGAAGAAUUUGAUGGCUUAGAGGCUCUGCGUCUGGAGGGCAACACGGUGGGUGUGGAAGCAGCCAGGGUCAUCGCCAAAGCCUUGGAAAAGAAGUCGGAGUUGAAGCGAUGCCACUGGAGCGACAUGUUCACGGGGAGGCUGCGGUCUGAGAUCCCGCCCGCCCUGAUCUCACUAGGAGAGGGACUCAUCACAGCCGGGGCCCAGCUGGUGGAGCUAGACCUAAGUGACAACGCGUUUGGGCCUGACGGCGUGCGAGGCUUCGAGGCCCUGCUUAAGAGCUCUGCCUGCUUCACCCUGCACGAGCUCAAGCUCAACAACUGCGGCAUGGGCAUCGGCGGCGGCAAGAUCCUGGCAGCAGCUCUGACUGAGUGUCAUCGGAAAUCCAGUGUCCAGGGCAAGCCGCUGGCCCUGAAGGUCUUCGUGGCUGGCAGAAACCGUCUGGAAAACGAUGGAGCUACAGCCUUAGCAGAAGCUUUUGGGAUCAUCGGGACUCUGGAGGAGGUCCACAUGCCACAGAAUGGGAUCAAUCACCCUGGUGUCACUGCCCUGGCCCAGGCUUUUGCCAUCAACCCCCUGCUGCGGGUCAUCAACCUGAAUGACAACACCUUCACUGAGAAGGGCGCUGUGGCCAUGGCCAAGACGCUGAAGACCUUGCGGCAGGUGGAGGUGAUCAACUUCGGGGACUGCCUUGUUCGCUCCAAGGGCGCCGUGGCCAUUGCAGAUGCUGUCCGCGGCGGCCUGCCGAAGCUGAAGGAGCUGAACUUGUCAUUCUGUGAAAUCAAGAGAGAUGCUGCUCUGUCUGUUGCCGAGGCCAUGGUGGACAAGGCCGAGCUGGAGAAACUGGACCUCAAUGGCAACACCCUGGGAGAGGAGGGCUGCGAGCAGCUCCAGGAAGUGCUGGAUGGCUUCAGCAUGGCCAGGGUGCUGGCGUCCCUCAGUGAUGAUGAGGGUGAGGAUGACGAGGACGAGGAUGAGGAGGAGGAAGGAGAAGAGGAGGAGGAAGAGGAGGAAGAAGAUGAAGAGGAGGAUGAGGAGGAGGAAGAGGAGGAGGAGGAAGAGCCACAGAAGGGAGAGCAAGAAGAGGAGCCAACCACACCAUCAAGGAAGAUUCUGGAUCCUGACAGUGGGGAACCAGCUCCCGUCCUGUCCUCCCCGCCUCCCGCUGAUGUCUCCACCUUUCUGGCUUUCCCCUCUUCGGAGAAGCUGCUGCGCCUCGGGCCCAAGAGCUCCGUGCUCCUAGCCCAGCAGACUGACACGUCCGACCCGGAGGUGGUGGUCUCCGCCUUCCUGAAGGUGUCCUCUGUGUUCAAGGAUGAAGCCACAGUGAGGACGGCAGUGCAGGAUGCAGUAGAUGCUUUGAUGAAGAAGGCCUUCAGCUCAUCCUCCUUCAACUCCAACACCUUCCUCACCCGGCUCCUCAUCCACAUGGGUCUGCUCAAGAGUGAAGACAAGGUCAAGGCCAUUGCCAACCUGUACGGCCCUCUGAUGGCACUGAAUCACAUGGUGCAGCAGGACUACUUCCCCAAGGCCCUUGCACCCCUGCUGCUGGCGUUCAUGACCAAGCCCAACGGCGCCCUGGAAUCCUGUUCCUUUGCCCGCCACAAUCUACUGCAGACGCUGUACAAAGUCUAGAUGCAAGGCGGGCCUCUCCCCAUCCCUCGGCCUGGACCAGUAACUUGGGAAGAGACUCAAAUGGAGGACUCUAGCCAGAAGCACGGGGAUCUCUGUCGUGUGUCGUGUCUUCUGAGUACGUGUGUUGGCGUGGCAUGUGUGCGGAUGUGUGCUUCUUGUCAGGGUUUGAGUUUUCAAUGUCUCCCUGCUGGACUGGCCUUGGUCCCACUGGAGGGGAGCCGGCCCCCAGGUGGAAGGGCUGCAGGCUGCUCUGCCAUUAAACUCACCACCAUCUGAGGGCACUCUGCUGAUGAUCUGCGUGCAGGCUCCAGGCCCUGACGGCUGUCCCCACCCACCUUGUCGUCUUUACCCUCAGGGGCUGCACCAAAGCUGGGGAGUUGCUGUCUGCGCUGUCCCACCCACUCCCACCCCGCGCUGUGGCUGGGUGUACUCAUGCCCUGCCUGGGGCUGCUCACUCUAUGGCUGCCUCUGCUUCCUGUCACCAAGCCCUGGUCCUGCAGCCACCACUGCCCUACCAUCCAUCCCUGCUGUGCUGACCCCUCAGCCUGAGGGGCAGAGACUGUAGUGGGUGGGGCUGUGGGGUGGUCAGCAGAGGGCAGGACCCUGGCACCCACACUGUGGACAGGAAGAGAAGCCAGGGGGCAGACACUAGGGUCUAGGAGCUGGAGUUGCCUGGAUGGUGCUGGCUCCAUACCCAGUGGGCCCUCCUCUGGCUGCUAGGAUGUUUGUGACCUACCUGGGGGCCAAGCUGGAGGGGCAUCUGGGCAGGCCCAAACCUGUUCUCUAGCCCAGGGGGCAGAGGCAGGGCCCACAGAUGCCCGAGCUGCAUUUCGGGCACCCCUAGGGACCUGGGGCGGGGCGGGGCGGGGCGGGGCUGCGCUGGAGAUGCCCUGUGACACCCUCUGCUUUCCCCGUGUGCUCUUUAAGUGUCUGGGCUGUGCCCGAGGCUUCACAAAUAAAGUCAUGUGUAGCAACAGUG
Messenger RNA from Camelus dromedarius (Arabian camel), 3029 nucleotides. It is a transcript of the gene RANGAP1, whose product is annotated as Ran GTPase activating protein 1. Gene Ontology annotation, cellular component: nucleus; cytosol; perinuclear region of cytoplasm. The transcript has 16 exons. Gene Ontology annotation, biological process: nucleocytoplasmic transport; signal transduction; activation of GTPase activity. NCBI's taxonomy places the organism in Eukaryota, Metazoa, Chordata, Mammalia, Artiodactyla, Camelidae. Gene Ontology annotation, molecular function: GTPase activator activity; small GTPase binding. The record is from RefSeq and is a predicted model, not a curated record. The coding region runs from base 284 to 2050 and encodes 588 amino acids.